AGAAGAACAAAUUCGGAACCGGAAUGACGUCACUGACAGAAGGACGGGCUGUUUGGUUCAGGGUGUUGAGCUAGCGCAGGAAAGAUGCUGACCAAUUUCUCUAACGUGCUGAGGGUUUGUGCUCAGAGAAAUGGAGCUGCAGCGGUGGUGUCCGCACGCACAUACGCCGACUUCACAACGCAGGCUACCUUUGAAAUAAAGAAAUGUGACAUCCACAAGCUGGAUGAGGCUCCGGCCACUCAAGUGGUUAUGACUCGGGAUGAGGGGCUGAAGUACUACCGCGUCAUGCAGACCAUAAGGCGUAUGGAGCUGAAGGCAGAUCAGCUGUACAAGCAGAAGAUCAUCAGAGGAUUCUGCCACUUGUAUGACGGCCAGGAAGCCUGUGCAGUUGGUAUUGAAGCGGGAAUUAACUUGACGGAUCACCUGAUCACUGCGUACCGCGCCCACGGCUACACCUACACCAGAGGAGGGACGGUGAAGGAGAUCAUGGCUGAGCUCACUGGCAGAAGAGGUGGAAUUGCAAAGGGAAAAGGAGGCUCAAUGCACAUGUACACCAAAAACUUCUAUGGAGGAAAUGGAAUUGUUGGAGCUCAGGUUCCUCUGGGGGCUGGUGUGGCUCUGGCCUGCCAGUAUCAGGGCAAUAAUGAGCUGUCUGUCAGUCUCUAUGGUGACGGCGCAGCCAACCAGGGUCAGAUUUUUGAAACCUACAAUAUGGCAGCACUUUGGAAGCUCCCCGCCAUCUUCAUCUGUGAGAACAACAGGUAUGGCAUGGGCACAUCAGUGGAGAGAUCUGCAGCCAGCACAGACUACUACAAGAGAGGAGACUACAUUCCUGGACUCCGGGUGGACGGGAUGGAUGUUCUGUGUGUUCGGGAAGCCACCAAGUUUGCAGCGGAUCACUGCCGGUCCGGAAAGGGUCCCAUGCUCAUGGAGCUUCAGACCUACCGCUAUCACGGACACAGCAUGAGCGAUCCUGGUGUCAGCUACCGCACACGUGAGGAGAUCCAGGAGGUCCGUGGGAAGAGUGACCCCAUCUCCUUGUUGAAGGACCGCAUGCUCAGCAACAACAUGGCCAGCGUGGAGGAGCUCAAGGAGAUCGACGUGUCGGUGAGGAAGGAGAUCGAAGAUGCUGCUCAGUUUGCCACCACGGACCCUGAACCCCCGCUGGAGGAACUUUGCAACCACAUCUUUUACAACGAUGCCGACCUGGAGGUGCGCGGCACCAACCCGUGGACGACGCUGAAGUCCGUUAGCUAAAGCUGUGGCGCCCGCUCUCUUCAUCACGUCGUUCAACCAGUAAUCUAUGAGCUGCCCCUCGCAAAGAUACACAAGCAUCACACAGCGUGCGCUAAACUAGAGCCCCGGACCCACAGCAGGAACCAUCAACGAGUACAUUUAUUUCAGUGCUGUACACUGGGGCCACAUUCACAAAAAAUGUUCCGAGGAUAAAACAAAGGACACUCAACUGGAUAAUAAUAAGUCGGCCCCAUAUUUAUUUAUCAUUUUAGAAAAAGUAAUAGCCAUCCCACCACAUUGUAUAGCUUUUUUUUGAUCUUUACUAAUAACAAUUUCUAUCCCUGCAUUGAAAGUAGAUGCACCAAAUGAGUGAGUGAUCAAUACAGGAGUAAUUAUUUUAAUUUUAGUGUGAAGAUCAAUUAAUUAAGCUUUUUUUAGGGAAUAUCGGUGCCUAUUAAGCAUCACGUCGGAAGGUAUUGUCAAUCUGGCCCCAAGUGAGUAUAUUAAGUAGAAUCAAAAUUUGCUUGUUUGAUGGUUUUGUCUGGUCACUUUUGAGGUGGAAUGAAGAAAAGUGUCCAUUCAUCACUGUUCAUCUCAUGAAGACACUGACCUGUAAAAAAACGGCUUUGUACUCUUUAGAAUGAAGUGUACAUGAUAAAUCAUUCGGUUCGAGUUACCUACUUCUUGUCAUUUUUUAUGUAACCCCUUGUUACAAAGACACCAUGAAAGGCAGCUGCCUAAUUACUUUAGUUACAAUCAACUUUCUCAAGAGGUCUCCAAAUUUUGUCUUUCAAAAUACUAUAAGCAAGGGUGUCUUGCCAAACCGAAGGUGCCUGGCAGAUCUUGUGUUGUUUGGAGGACGAACGUGUUCUUUUUGUCUUUGCGUCGCUCUCUAAGCCGAGCGGAAGCUGUUAUUCAUUUCCUGCUGUACGUGUGUGUAAAUACUCUCCACAAGCUGGUAACUUACUUUGCAAAAAAAAAUGGUGGAUGUAAACAUGAUGGCUUUUAGUCAGACCGCAUUCACCGAAGAAGCUUCACUGUUCGCAUCAAGUUUCCAAAUCAAAGUCAUUGGGUUAAGUAUUGUGGGUUAGUUAGCUGUAUUGGCUUCUUAAAGAUCUUAUGCUAUCGAACCACAUCAGCAGGGGUACAAUAAUGGCUUGAAUUCACACACAUACAGGGAGAUUUCUUCUUUUUUGUCAAGUACUUGUUAAAUAAAAAGAGAAAUAACUUUCACAGACAGGUCAAGUAGAAAAAACAACACCACUGUUGGCAGCAAGCUCCUAUGCUACUGUUAUGUCAUUAUAUUCUUAAACGAUGCUUUUAACCCCUUAAAGGGUAGAGGCAGGGCAGGGUAUUUUCUUUGUACGGUGAACGGUAUUUAAUUAAAUCAGAAGAUGGGCUAAAGUUGUAAAAUAUUGAUACAAGUGAGAAUACCCACAGGCGGAGUAUUUGUUACAGUAAACUGUUAUGUCGCCGCAGGCCGACACACAAAACAUUUAAUGUGCGUGUCUCUGUAAUAAAGACUGUAAGAUACUGAA
Molecule: messenger RNA, 2774 nt
Organism: Gasterosteus aculeatus aculeatus (three-spined stickleback)
Lineage: Eukaryota; Metazoa; Chordata; Actinopteri; Perciformes; Gasterosteidae
Gene: pdha1a
Product: pyruvate dehydrogenase E1 subunit alpha 1a
Biological process (GO): pyruvate decarboxylation to acetyl-CoA
Cellular component (GO): intracellular membrane-bounded organelle
Molecular function (GO): pyruvate dehydrogenase (acetyl-transferring) activity
Source: RefSeq, a predicted model, not a curated record